CUUUCUUUUUUCUUUGAUUCGAGUUUCUGAUUCUCGAAUCCCUACUUCUCCUCCCUCACAUUUCUCCCAUGGCUUUACCGCAGUUAUUACAUUCCACUUCUCCUUCUUCUUCGGUAAUCUCUCACAAACCCUACUUAAAUCCUGCUUCAACCCCUACGCUCGAGUUUAACAAGCCUUUCUCCGCUUCCUACGCCCUCCAUUGCCGCCGUCAGCGGCGGCGCAGCCUCAGUUCUCUCCGCUGCUCGGCGUCGUCCUUCUCCGAGAAGCACCACACCGGCUCUCCCAAAUCGGAUGACGUAGUUGAGCUCCCGCUUUUCCCGCUGCCGUUAGUGCUCUUCCCCGGCGCAAUCCUCCCGCUUCAGAUCUUCGAGUUCCGGUACCGAAUCAUGAUGCACACUCUGCUCCAGACUGAUCUCCGAUUCGGCGUCAUUUACUCCGACAGCACGACCGGCGCCGCCGAGGUGGGGUGCGUCGGGGAGGUGGUGAAGCACGAGCGCCUCGUCGACGACCGUUUCUUCCUAAUCUGCAAAGGUCAGGAGCGGUUCCGAGUCACGAAGCUGGUCCGGACUAAGCCGUACCUGGUAGCGGAGGUCACGUGGCUGGAGGACCGACCACGUGACGGAGGAGAUGAGGAUCUCGAAUCGCUGGCCUCCGAAGUGGAAACGUAUAUGAAAGACGUGAUUCGAUUAUCCAACAGACUCAACGGCAAGCCGGAAAAGGAGGCGCAAGAUCUGCGGCGGAACCUUUUCCCCACGCCGUUCUCGUUCUUCGUGGGAAGCACGUUCGAAGGCGCGCCGAGAGAACAGCAGGCGCUGCUGGAGCUGGAAGACACGGCCAUGCGGCUAAAAAGGGAGAAGGAGACAUUGCGGAACACUUUGAAUUACUUGUCAGCCGCCUCUGCUGUCAAAGAUGUGUUCCCAUCUUCAUGAGUUUUGGUUGGCGCCACAGGUAUUAUAAGUGUUGCUGUAAUGUAUACCACUGAAUCAGAAUCAUUCUAUGAACUUGUAAAUUUUGAUGGCUAAUAGAUAUGGUUGCUUUAAUUCCAUCCCAAGUCUUUAAUGAUCAAAAACAAGAAAAGUUCACAACGUUUCCAACAUUCUUAGUGAUCAAAAAAAUACAAUGCUAUUGCAGAUUGAA
Ipomoea triloba (trilobed morning glory) is the source of this 1137-nucleotide messenger RNA. RefSeq names its product lon protease 2-like. The coding region runs from base 69 to 929 and encodes 286 amino acids. NCBI's taxonomy places the organism in Eukaryota, Viridiplantae, Streptophyta, Magnoliopsida, Solanales, Convolvulaceae. The transcript has a single exon. The record is from RefSeq and is a predicted model, not a curated record.